Messenger RNA from Racocetra persica, 501 nucleotides. NCBI's taxonomy places the organism in Eukaryota, Fungi, Glomeromycota, Glomeromycetes, Diversisporales, Gigasporaceae. The record is from the annotation of a GenBank genome assembly.
UUCAAGCUUAUCAAGCUUCACAAAAAAUCGAACCAACUAGUAGACCAACAUAUUACAAAAACUACAUGAAUGUUUAUUUAAUAGCAUCAUACACAGAUAAUAUUUGGAAUAAUUUAGAAGAAUAUGAUAAUGAUAUUCUAACUGUAGAACCAGUUGUAAGAGGAUUUGACCCAAAAGACCUUCUACUGGAAUACCAAAUAACUGAAGCAGAUAUAAUUCAAUCAAAAAACUUAGAUAUGAUUCAACUUGAAGAGUACACUAAAGAAAACUUUCAACAGGUAGCGGCAACAAAUAAGUACAUUAAAAUGUACCCUGAAUUACUAGAAGCAAUUUAUCCUAACCCCAAAAAAGAUCUAACACACGGCUACUGCCCUAAGUAUUACAACCCUAAAAUUCAUAACCCUAAAUCAACAAAAAGUAAUAAACUAUUAGAAUAUAAUUUUGAAAUAAUUACUAUAAAAGACAAUACUAGUGAAACUACCGAAGAAUUUAAUAGAUUUA